ACAGAAAGAAAACAGAUGUUUAGAGAGGAAUUCCCGAGAAUACCCCCGCACGUUCCUCAAAAUCUCGUCUCGAAAGCGCCAAUAGCGUCCCCCACACACACUCUCUCUCUCCCUCUCCUUCCUCCCUCGCUUUCUCUCUCCCCGCGAUGGAGAAAGCCGAGAGCUCCGCCUCCACAUCAGAGCCAGACUCCGACGACAACCACCACCGCCACCCGACGAACCACCACCUCAACCCUCCCUCCGGCCUCACCCCGCUCGAGUUCGCCUCCCUCGUCCCCUCCGUCGCCGAGCACCACUCCUACCUCGUCGGCCCCGGCCAAUGCUCCUCCCUCCUCGCCCAGCGCGUCCACGCGCCUCCAGACGCCGUCUGGUCCUUCGUCCGACGCUUCGACAAGCCCCAAACCUACAAGCACUUCAUCAAGAGCUGCGCCGUCAAAGAGCCCUUCCACAUGGCCGUCGGCGUCACUCGCGACGUCAAUGUCAUCUCCGGCCUCCCCGCAGCCACGAGUACCGAGCGCCUCGACUUCCUCGACGACGUCCGCCGCGUCACCGGCUUCAGCAUCAUCGGUGGCGAACACCGCCUCCGUAACUACCGCUCCGUCACCACCGUCCACUCCUUCGACGACGACAACCCCUCCGCCGACGGCAAGAUCUACACCGUCGUCCUCGAAUCCUACGUUGUCGACGUCCCCGACGGCAACACCGAAGAGGACACGCGUCUCUUCGCCGACACCGUCGUCAAGCUCAACCUCCAGAAGCUCGCGUCCGUCACCGAAGGAACCAACGGCGACGGUGACGGUAAGCCACACUCGCGGUGAGGAAGCAAGCAAGCCUCAAUAAAAAAAUAUAUAUAUAUAUAUAUUAAAGCAAAAAAAAGAAAAGAAAAAGGGAAUUGGAAUUUGAAACAAAUCUCUCCCUCCCCAAUUCAUAAAAAAGGAGAAAAGCAAAACAAGUUUUUCUCUCUUUUCUUUUUAUUUUCCUAAAUUCAUUUUGUUUUCGUUUUAUUUUAUUUUUUUCGGCUGAGACUCUCGUUUUUUUGUUUUUUUUUGUUUUCUGUUUUUGAUGAUUUUGUUUGCGCGCUCGCAAGCAAUAGCAUGUCCUCCAUGGUCGUCGUUGUGGAUGCACCGUUGAAUUUUUGUCAUUACAAUGGAAGAGGGCAUUUCAGUCAAUGCACGUGUACAGGAAAUGUUGACUUUGUGAUGCUUGUUCAUCGUGUCUUUUUAACCCGUUCUGUUCUGUGAAUAUCAUUUACUUUUUCUGCUCGAUUUUAUUCCAUGUACAAAUCUUUUUCCUUUUUCUCCCAUGAGUGCAAGCCUACUAAUUAAAGAA
Messenger RNA from Glycine soja, 1329 nucleotides. RefSeq names its product abscisic acid receptor PYR1-like. Gene Ontology annotation, molecular function: protein phosphatase inhibitor activity; abscisic acid binding; signaling receptor activity. The transcript has a single exon. Gene Ontology annotation, cellular component: nucleus; cytoplasm. NCBI's taxonomy places the organism in Eukaryota, Viridiplantae, Streptophyta, Magnoliopsida, Fabales, Fabaceae. The record is from RefSeq and is a predicted model, not a curated record. Gene Ontology annotation, biological process: abscisic acid-activated signaling pathway. Bases 147 to 818 code for a protein of 223 amino acids.